Molecule: messenger RNA, 3419 nt
Organism: Actinia tenebrosa (Australian red waratah sea anemone)
Lineage: Eukaryota; Metazoa; Cnidaria; Anthozoa; Actiniaria; Actiniidae
Product: dnaJ homolog subfamily C member 1
Cellular component (GO): endomembrane system
Source: RefSeq, a predicted model, not a curated record
AGAAAGAGACUGCUUAAUUUUGAAGUAAGAUGUUGGGAUCAGGUUGAUCUCGAGUUGUUUGACAUCGUAGAGGAGUAUAAAGAUAAUUUUUACACUCUUCUUGGCGUAGAACCGACAGUAAAAACAUCAGAUAUAAGAAAAGCAUAUCGACGACUAUCACUACAAUUACAUCCUGACAAAAACAAGGAACCUGAUGCAGAAUUUAAGUUUAGAAGGUUAGUUGCAGUUGCAGAAGUGCUGAAGGAUGAAGACAAGCGAAAAAGAUAUGACGCCAUAUUACGUGAUGGCUUACCUGACUGGAGGCAGCCUGUGUUUUACUAUCGACGUGUGCGCAAAAUGGGAUUUAUUGAAUUUUUUAUCCUUUUGUUUUUUAUUCUCACAAUUGGACACUUUAUUGUCAUAUGGUCAAUAUACCUGGAAAAGAAAUUUGAAAUGGAAGAGUUAAUAUCCUCUAAAAAGAAGAGAGAUGACAAAAAGAAGAGGAAAGCUAAAGUUGAUAUUACUGAUGAUGACAUCACAGAAUUGGCUGAUAUCUUAGUUCAUGAAACUGGGGUUUCCAGACCAACAUUCUUUGAUCUGCUGCCUUUCAAAAUUGUUCGUUCCUCCAUAUCAUUCUGGAGCUCAUUACCUGCAAGAUAUCGUGCAUACAAAGCAUACCUCGAAGAAGAAAAGCAGAGGAAGCUUGAGGAAGAGCUAGAGCUACAGGAAGAAGCUGAAGAAGUUGAGCAGCCGCGCCCAAGAAGAAGACAACAUGUUACCUUGCCUGAAGCUGCUCCUGAUGAUGAUGACUCAACCUGGGUUGGUGCUCCAGUCACUAACAUGAUUGAACCUGAAGAACGGGAUCAAGAUGAGGAUAACUUAAAUACCAAGUCCCACGAAUGGACAGACGAAGAUUUCUCACGCCUUUCUAGAGCGAUGGUAAAGUUUCCGGGAGCAACACCAAAGCGAUGGGUGAAGAUUGCGCAAGAACUGGGAAUGACUGUAGAGAUGGUAACGAAACAGUUGAAAAAGAUUAGACAGCAUCAGGGCGUUUCUACUGGCGACACCGGAAAAUCCGUUAGCCAAGGAGCCCCUGGAAAACUGAUCACGAGCAGAAAAGCAGCAACGAUAGCCGAGGAUGUGGCAACUAAAGCGUACCCAGAUAAUCCCGUCAUACAGAGCACCGUCCAAAACGUGGAUCAAAAGAGUUCUGCUCCUGCGAACGAGUCAAGCGCGGAAAAGCCAGAUAAAGUAAGUGGCACAGUGAUGUGGACACAGAAUCAACAAAAGCUUUUAGAGAUGGCCUUGCAGCAGUUUCCUAAGACUACCCCUGAUAGGUGGACGUGGAUUGCUCGUAAUGUGCCUGGCAUGUCAAAGGAAGAUUGCAUAGCUCGAUACAAGACUUUGGUUGAACUCAUGAGGCAGAAAAAGGGUGCAAGCUAAAAAUUUAGAUGACUAAAUUAUUUAUUAAUCUAUUAUUAGAUAAAUUAGAAAAAAUCUUUAUCUUGUGGUUAGGACUAUAUUGAGUGGGAAUAGCUUCGUUGUUUGUACACAGGCUGUCCAGGCUAUUAUCCUGUGGCUUAAAAGACAGUGAUAUUUUUUACAGAUUUUACAAUGUCCUCUUUUAGCUUUAAUAAAGCUUAAUAAAUGUUUACAAACCUUUAUGUAUCCACUGCGAGCUGGGAGUUGAUAUCAAUCCUAUUUAUGCCGUAAUUAAAUUUGUAAAAUUUGUAAAAAAUAUAACUGUCUUUUAAGCCACAGGAUAAAAGCCUGGGCAGCCUGUGGUUUGUGUUGUGCACAUUUCAGACCACUCUUGAGAGUCGAUUGUUUCAUGUGUAAAUGUUUUAACACGUUCGUCAUAAAAGAACAAUUCUCAAGCAAAUGUCAUUUGAUCUUAAAUUGGCAAUUUGUAUACGAAGCUAAAAAGGUCUAUUCAAAAUUCCCUUGGUGCUGUUGUACGCAAACAUUUCUCGUUCAACUUGGCUCUCGAAAAAAAGAAAACUAACGGGUCACAUGACUCUGGUCCCUAAAUCGAGCAGUUGUGUCAAAAUGAGCACCAAAAAUGAAAAGAGCACCUGGAUAUUAGUAAAAGAGUGCAUUUUCCCAUUCAAACCCUUAUAAAAUAUUAGUUUUUAUAUUUAAUGUCGUUUCUCCUGUGACACUUAGUAGCGUUUUUGUGCGUGUAACAUACGUCCGCGCAUCUUGCUUUUUUGAAGGUUUUGCAUAGUUGCAAGGUGAGUCUGCCGCCUACUUUCUGCUACUUACAACAAAUUGAGACGCGUUGCUUCGGAAUUUACUCGCUAUUUUACAGCUAUUUUAARAAAGGUUGGUGAAAGUUGCAUUAUGCUUACUAAGAUUGAAACGUAUUAUAUUCAUAUGUAAAUAUCAGAAAAAUUACUACCGCAGAAACGUGCAGAAAAAAUUUGAAAAAGUUCCACAUUAUGAUCUUUUGACCUGAUCGCAUCCACAUUGACCAUAGUGCCGUUCGGGCUUGGUAUGCAACAUGCGACAAAUGCUUCACCGACCUUUUUUAAAUAGCUGUAACAUAGUCUAGUACCAUCUGCAGCAGUAUUCACGCGAGACAAUUUGGACGACAAAUGGCAUGGUCUUUGCGUGUAACAGCACCUUUAAGCAAAUCUUAAUAUAAUGAUUUUAUUUGGCCCUUUGUUGUUUAAAUAUUGAAUAAUAUUCGAACAGUGUCCUGAAGGGAGCUGGGAUACGCCCCUUUUGGGCUGGGAAACUGGAAUUUUAUGCACUGGGAAUGGGAUUCACAGACAAAAAUAUAUAUCAAAAAGUGGUAAUGGAUUGAGAUUUGAACAGUCUGGGACUACUAUGGGAUUUGGUCAAAAUGGGGGCUGGAAAUGGGGUUAGGAACCCCCCUUCCCUCUUCAGGACUCUCUUCGAAGUAAAACGAUUUCACGGUAGCCAAGUAAAAAUACUCUAGAUAUAUCUUCAUAAAUAAAGAUUAGAUGAAUUUUAUAUAAAUAUAAUAUGAAUAAUAAGAGAAUAACUUUCUAAUAUAUACAGAUGACUUUCCUUAAUAGACCUCCUCGGCUUUUAUUCCCUUGAGAUUAAGAUUCUAUGUUUGAGUUGUAUCSAUAUUCAUGUGUCUUCUCAUGUGCAACCGAGCGCAAGCGUUAAACAAAGAAAUGAUACUCUAGGGAAUGACUCGUGGUCUGAAAUGGGAAAACAUUACGCCCGAGCCGAGGAGGUCUAUUCUUACAAAAGUAAACGUCUGCAUUGGUAAAGUUUUUCAGUAUAUUAUAAAAUUGUACAUAUUUUGCAUGCAAUGAAUGAGCAGUAUAUGAAUCUGAACCUUUGCUCCACUAUAAUAAUAAAUGUUUUUAUAUAGCGCUUCCCGUGACUCGAAGCGCUUUACAGAAAGAAAAAAAAUAUGAUGUAAUAAACAAUGUUCAGUAAUUAAAUAGGAAUGUUUUUCA